Molecule: messenger RNA, 726 nt
Organism: Suillus plorans
Lineage: Eukaryota; Fungi; Basidiomycota; Agaricomycetes; Boletales; Suillaceae
Exons: 1
Molecular function (GO): protein binding
Source: RefSeq, a predicted model, not a curated record
ACCUUCCACCGGUCAUUCUCAGGCUCUUCUCUAGAUGCCAAUGUUGUGCUUGGCGCCAAAGAUCAUACUCUGUUCCAUAUCCACUCAUGGACGCUCAAAAUGACAUCGGGCUGGUUCCGAUCCCUCUUUUCCAUGCCUCAACAAAACCCUCUUCCUAAUCACCCCGAGUUCAUCAAUCUAGAUGAGGACUCGCACACACUAGAGAGUCUCCUGCUUAUGCUCUGUGGUCUGCCAGUCAAUCCACUCACAUCGUAUGACGAGGUUGAUGCAUUGUUAUUCGCUGCAGAAAAAUACGAAAUGCCAGGGCCUAUCUCCCUCAUACGCGUGCUCAUCAUGACACCCCCGCUCCUAGACCAGCCUCUGCAUCUGUAUGCAGCCGCAACCCGUUGUGGAUGGAAAGAAGAGGCCAGACAUGCAUCCGUGCAGUUGCUUGCUCUCAACAUCUACACACAGGAACAUCAACCUAUCCUCAGAAAGCUGCACAUGGGCGCUGUGCUUGACCUGAUGAACUUGCAUCACAAUCGACGCGAGGGCAUUCGCCAACGACUCAAUGAGCGGCCGUUCGUGACAAGAAGCACGACAGCAUCUUGCCCGAGGUGCAGAUGGAAGGUUGAUCAUCGUACGUGGAGAGAGCUCAAGUAUAGAGUCGUGAUGGAGAUGGAUGUACGACAGCUAGGAGACAUGGUCGUCGAUGUGGGAUUGACCGGUUGGCCUGAGGCGAUUGCU